CCUCCACUCUCCUCGGCUGUUUACAUUCAAUGGCGGAAGUCGUUACACGUCGUGAGUUGGCAGAUUAGAAAGUGGACCUCUCUGGAUCCUAGCCAUGGAUAAAGAGUUAACACCUUUGGACUGCCUGCUGCCCUCAGGCUCGCUAAGUAUCUGUCUGAUAAUUCUGAACCAGCCUUUGGAUGCGAACUACCUACACAUCCUCUGGGGCAAAGCUCUCUUGAAGGCGUGUGCGGAUGGAGCUGCCAAUCACCUUUACAACAUCACUGCUGGAGGUUGUAACAGCUUCCUCCCCGACUAUAUCAGUGGGGAUUUUGAUUCCAUUACGACCGAGGUCAAAGCUUUCUAUGCUGACAAGGGGUGCAAGCUGAUAGAAACAGCCGACCAGGACCUAACAGACUUCACCAAGUGUCUGGCAAUCAUGCUGGAGGAGAUUCAGAGGAGAAAGUUAAAGGUGGACGCCAUCGUGACACUGGGUGGAUUGGCCGGCAGAUUUGACCAGACCAUGGCAUCUGUUGAGACCCUCCACCACGCUCUGUCCAUGACACAGCUGCCUGUGUUUGUCAUACAAGAGACAAGCCUGGCAUAUCUACUCAGACCCCAGGGCAGCCACAGACUUGGAGUGAACACGGGCCUGGAGGGCGACUGGUGUAGUCUCAUUCCAGUAGGUGGACCGUGCCAAACAACCACCACUGGACUCAAAUGGAACCUGGAUAAUCAAGUCCUGCAGUUUGGAAAGCUGGUGAGCACCUCCAACACUUACGAGUCUGUAGCUCCCGGAAACCCAAAGAAGUUUGUGACUGUGAUCACCGACCAACCACUACUUUGGAGCAUGGGGAUUCGUAAGAAUCACACAGAAAAACAAUCUUGUAUAGAAUAGUGGCAAGCACUGUUGCCUUAAAUAAAAAUUACUCACAACUAAGGGCCUUUCUGUAUAGAGUUUGCACGUUCUCCACAUGCACACAAGGGUUUUCUCCUCCCACAUCCACUACAACUGGAUACUCAAAAUUGCCCAUAGGCAUCAAUGUCAAAGCAAAUCGUUGUUUGCUCUGUAUCUUUGGCCCCGUGAUGGACUGUCGACCUGCACAGAGCGGACCCCGCCUUUCACACUGAGUCACCCGAGGAUGGCUUCAGUGGCCCUGGGACCCUCAAAAGGAACACAGCAGAUGGUGAAUACAUUUCAUAGUUGUCACCAUUAAAACUAAUGAUUGUAUGUAUAUACAUCCAUUUUCUACCACUUUAUCCUGCACAUGAGGGUUAUGGGGAAUGCUGUGCCAAUCUCAGCUGACAUAGGGCUAUUUGACUGUAUACUUUUUUUCCACUGCACAGAGAUAAAUUCAAAAGGAAGUCUGAAACCUGCCAUUGAAAAAGCAACUUAUAAAACCAAAAUUAUUGUCUUCAACAUUUAAUCUUUGACCAUCUCAUGUUCCAUUGUCACCUUGAAAUGAUCAGUUUCUGUCAAGUAUUAGGGGACAAAUUAAAUCUGUGUUCGUAUUUUUGAUGCGUGAAAAAAAAAAAACACUAGUUAAGGCCAUUUACAUAAAAGAGAACAUAUCUGUAGGUUUCCAUUUGUUUUAUUUACACAGCAAAAUAAAAAUGUUGUGCACAGAAUGUAAAAAUGCCAAUCCUUCUGACCCAAUCACAUCAUCCCAAAAACACUUUACAGCACCGCCCCCCCAUGGUAUUGAAGUUUGUCCUUUCUUGUCCAGGAUUUAACCACCA
Molecule: messenger RNA, 1719 nt
Organism: Solea solea (common sole)
Lineage: Eukaryota; Metazoa; Chordata; Actinopteri; Pleuronectiformes; Soleidae
Gene: tpk1
Product: thiamin pyrophosphokinase 1
Exons: 9
Coding region: 95-877 (260 amino acids)
Biological process (GO): thiamine diphosphate biosynthetic process; thiamine metabolic process
Molecular function (GO): thiamine binding; ATP binding; thiamine diphosphokinase activity
Source: RefSeq, a predicted model, not a curated record